AAAUGCUGUGGGGGAUGAAAUGCUGAAAACGCACCGGUUUUUACAGUUAGAACAUGUUACUGAUAAAUUUUUGUGGGAAGAUCAACCGUUGUUGGCGUCAACCUUAUUCGCAUCAAAUGAGCAUUUUCAAAGUCGAAUCGAACACUAUAAAAGGAAGACAAGCUAGUUUAGGAAUCCUUGGUGCUGGAAAAGCCUGAGGGAGCAACGACGAUGACGAUAACCACUCUACCCUCCACUCUUCCGUCGCCUCCGCCGGUCUCGGCAGUCCCUGAGCCUCACGCUCGCCCCCGCCAAAAUGAACAAUCACUCGCCACAGAACACUCGACUCCUGUAAUCGGGUCGCUGAAGAGCUGCAAGAGCCUGAAUGAAAUCUCACAGUUACACUGCCACAUGACAAAGAAGGGCCUUUCGUGCAGCUCCUCGGCUGUCAGUAACCUCGUCUCCGCAUGCACUGAGUUGGCCACUCCCGAGAGCUUGGCCUAUGCUCAGAAGGUGUUCGAACAGUACGCUGAAAGCCAGGGUGUUGAUGAUGGGUCGUUGUUUACGUAUAACUCGUUGAUUAGAGGGUAUUCUCUGUUGGAUCUGGGUCAAAAUGCGAUCUUGGUGUAUGUUCAGAUGGCGGUGAAGGGUGUAGUGCCUGAUAAGUACACCUUUCCGUUCGUGUUGAGUGCUUGCACGAAGAUUAAUGGGUUUGCGGAAGGGUUGCAGGUCCAUGGAGCUGCAAUUAAGACGGGUUGGGACGGGGAUGUUUAUGUGCAGAACUCUCUCAUACAUUUCUACUUCGAGUGCGGGGACAUGGAUGAUGGGCAGAAGGUGUUCGACGGAAUGGGUGAGCGAAAUGUCGUGUCCUGGACUAGUUUGAUUUGUGGUUAUGCUAGAGGGGAAAAUCCGAGGGAAGCUGUUUCACUGUUCUUUGAUAUGGUGGAUUCGGGUAUUAGGCCGAAUUCUAUUACUAUGGUGUGCGUGAUUUCUGCAUGCUCGAAGUUGCAGGAUCUCUCACUGGGGAAGAGGAUAUGUGCUUAUAUUGAUGAUCUGGGUGUGAAGCUUCACACUCACAUGGCGAAUGCUGUUGUUGAUAUGUACAUGAAAUGUGGAGCUUUUGGUAAUGCAAAGCAGAUUUUCGAUGAAUGUGAAGAUAGAAACUUGGUUCUGUAUAACACUGUCAUGUCAAAUUAUGUCCGUGAAGGGAUGGCAAGAGAAGCAAUUAAUAUACUGAAUGAGAUGCUAUUACGGGAGGGGCUGCGACCUGAUAGGGUUACGUUGUUAUCUGUAGUCUCAGCUUGUGCACAUUUGGAUGAGCUUGCUCUAGGUAGAUCCUGCCAUGCUUAUGCUUUGAGGAAUGGACUAGAAAGGUGGGAAAAUAUUUCAAAUGCGAUGAUCGACAUGUACAUGAAGUGUGGAGAAACAGAACUAGCUUGUAGAGUUUUUGAUUGGAUGCCAAACAGAACGACAGUCUCGUGGAACUCAUUAAUAGCAGGUUACAUCAAGAAUGGUGAUCUGGAGUCAGCACGGAAAAUUUUCUUAGAGAUGCCAGAGAGAGACCUCGUCAGUUUGAAUACUAUAAUUGGUGCCUUAGUACAAGAAAGUUCAUUCGAGGAAGCGAUAGAACUGUUCCGAACAAUGCAGAGGGAGGGAGUUAAACCUGAUAGGGUGACUUUAGUAAGUGUUGCAUCUGCUUGCGGGUAUUUAGGAGCCCUUGGUCUGGCAAAGUGGUUGUACCGAUACAUAAGGGAGAACGAUAUCCACUGUGAUAUGCGACUUUCUACAGCCCUAGUCGAUAUGUUCGGUAGGUGUGGGGACCCGCAGAGUGCAAUGCUCGUGUUUGACAAGAUGAAGGAAAGGGAUGUCUCUGCAUGGACUGCAGCAAUCGGUGCUAUGGCAAUGGAAGGAAAUGGCCAGAGGGCAAUGGAACUUUUCAAUGAAAUAAUAAGGGAAGGAUUGAAGCCCGAUGAAGUGCUAUUCGUUGGGCUCCUCACAGCUUUAAGCCAUGCCGGAAUGGUGGAAGAAGGAUGGAGUGUCUUCAAAUCUAUGGAGGAAAUCUACGGAAUCUCUCCGCUGAUUGUUCACUACGGGUGCAUGGUCGAUUUGCUGGGUCGAGCUGGGCUGCUCGAACAAGCACUAGAUUUCAUCAAAGGCAUGCCGUCUGAGCCCAAUGACGUGAUUUGGGCUUCUCUUCUAGCGGCAUGUCGGAAACACAAGAACCUUGAGAUGGCAGCAUAUGCUACUGAGAGGAUAAACGAACUGAAUCCCAAUAAGACUGGGAUCCCUGUUCUUCUCUCGAAUGUAUACGCAUCAGAAGGAAAAUGGUCAGAUGUUGCCAAGGUGAGGCUUCGGAUGAAGGAGAAGGGGAUCCAGAAGGUGCCUGGGUCAAGCUCGGUAGAGAUCAGUGGUAUGAUUCACGAGUUUACUUCAGGAGACGAAUUUCAUCCGGAAAUGAGACAUAUUACGAGGAUGCUUGAUGAGAUAAACUGCAGGCUCAGGGACACCGGUCAUGUCCCUGAUCUAAGCACUGUUCUGCUCGAUGUCGAUGAGCAAGAGAAAGGGUUCCUCCUCAGUCGACACAGUGAGAAACUCGCCAUUGCUUAUGGACUUAUAAGUACAGGCCAGAAGAUGCCAGUUCGUGUCGUGAAAAAUCUUCGAAUAUGCUCUGAUUGUCAUGCAUUUGCUAAGUUGGUCUCAGUAGUAUAUGAUCGGGAAAUUGUUGUAAGAGAUAAUAAUAGGUUUCAUUUUUUCAGACAGGGGCUGUGUUCUUGCGGGGAAUAUUGGUGAAUGAAAUUGCAUUUCUUGAUUUUCGCAA
Punica granatum (pomegranate) is the source of this 2797-nucleotide messenger RNA. Lineage: Eukaryota; Viridiplantae; Streptophyta; Magnoliopsida; Myrtales; Lythraceae. The record is from RefSeq and is a predicted model, not a curated record.